This is a messenger RNA of Labeo rohita (rohu), 1835 nucleotides long. It is a transcript of the gene mettl9, whose product is annotated as methyltransferase like 9. Gene Ontology annotation, molecular function: protein-L-histidine N-pros-methyltransferase activity. Bases 110 to 1075 code for a protein of 321 amino acids. The transcript has 6 exons. Lineage: Eukaryota; Metazoa; Chordata; Actinopteri; Cypriniformes; Cyprinidae. The record is from RefSeq and is a predicted model, not a curated record.
AGUGAACUUUUUUCUCGAUGGGACUCUGAGCUGAUCUGUGCCAAAUGUGUUUGCCUUUUAGAUUAUGCAUAACAAAGAUGCGUGUGUGUAAACAGCACCACGCCUUCAGAUGAGGACGCUGGUCUUCGUCGCUUGGCUGCUGUUUUAUGUGUUUUUUCUACUGUCGAUGAGAAAGAUGUGGACUGGAAAGUACGUUCGCAGUCCGUUGGCUCGAGCUCUGUUCACGAAUAUGGUGACUGAAACUGACACACCUGACACAGCUGGACAUGAAGCGCUGAAGUGGUACCACUGCUGUCCAGACAUGCUUGGAGAGCAGGUUCGCUCUCAGUUUGUUCAGAGUCAUCUGGAUGAGGACACGCAGGCUUUUCUUCGCAGAAGUGUUGAGAAAUCCAGCUGGCUCUUCACGCAGCUCUACCACUCGCUCUUCUCCACCAUCUUUAGCCCCCUCGUGUCUCGAACCUCCAUCAACGGUUUUCUGGGCCGUGGCUCCAUGUUUGUGUUUUCGAAGGACCAGUUUCAGCGUCUUCUCCGGAUCGGGCCGGAAUGGAAAGGACAGAGGAUGCUGGAUCUGGGAGCCGGUGAUGGAGGCGUCACAGAAGUGAUGGGCUGUCAUUUUCACGAGGUGUUUGCCACCGAAGUCUCCACGCCGAUGAAAUGGCAUCUCCAAAGAAAGAAUUACAGCUUGUUGGGAAUCGAUGAGUGGCACCGAACGGGCUUCCAGUACGAUCUGAUCAGCUGUCUGAAUUUGCUGGACCGCUGCGACGAGCCGCUUCAACUCCUGCAGGACAUCAAGAAGUCGCUGGUGCCGCACACGGGUCGGCUCGUCUUAGCCGCUGUCCUGCCGUUUCAGCCGUAUGUAGAAACGGGUGGGACCUGGGUGCGACCCAAAGAACACAUUAAGGUGGCGGGCAAGACGUGGGAGGAGCAGGUGACACACCUGAGCACAGACGUGUUCCUAAAGGUGGGAUUCGAGGUGGAGGCCAUCACACGUCUGCCGUAUCUGUGCGAAGGAGACAUGUACAAGGACUAUUAUGUGCUGGAUGACGCUGUCUUCGUGCUAAAACCUCAGGAUUGAACCUCUCUUCUUUAUUUUGGUCAGAUAUAAAAGGGCUUAGUUUAAGAUGAGUGAUGAGUCUUGUCUGUUACAUCUCAGGAAAAUGAAAUCUUUCUUUGAGAAACUAUUAUAUCUUACUGCAACAAAUGGACCGUACUGUAAAUGUACUACAGGUGUAGUACCGCUGGUGUGAGGUGUUCCCUGUGGGGGAAAGAUUAAACAAAUAUCAUAUCUAAUAGAACAUAUUAGUUUUAUCAAUAUAGAGGUAGCUAUUAAACUCUGAAUCCCAUUCUGUGCCUCCCCUAAUGUUUUUGCAUAUGUGGUGAAUAUGGUAUGAGUUGACUGAAACACCUUAGGACCAAUGUAAGGCUGUUUUUUCUUUAUGAAUUUGCAAUAUUUUUUAAGUAAAAUGAUGUUUAUUGUUAAAUGCACAACACAAAACAUGUCUCAACAUACAUGUGUGGGUGAACGUUAAUUACAGGAUGUGUGACGUUUUGUUUGUAGAUAUCUUUAAUGCUGUAAAUCAAUCAUUCUCCCGACGUUGAUUAUGUUUACUGUGCAGUAAAUCUACAUUUUUCUCAGUAUUUGGUUUCAGCUUUAAUUUGUGAUGUAAUAUUUGCGUUAUAUGUGAUAAUGAGGUAAGCAGAACUUUGUUUAUCUGCCAAAAGCUUGUUUCAAUAAGUUCAUAAGACAAAUGAACUUAAGAUGAAAGACAAAGCUGAUUGAAAUAAAGCCAUUCACACAGAGAGAUUAUUCUGAUUUCUGAUUGAAAAAUGUAUAA